AUGGCCUCACUUUCCACUCUAGCGGAAGACAUCAUGCACGGCAUUUGCGAGUACCUCACCCCCCAUGAGAUCCUCCAACUUACUCUCGUCCAGAAACGCUUCGCAAUGUCAUUUGAGCGAAGUCUUCUGCUGCACCGCGAUCUAGCAUUGCAGACGUACCAUGCAAUGAUGUCGGCCAUCCUCAGAAAAGACGUCAACCGGAUCGAGUCGCUCUUGGAACUCGGAUACGACCCCAACUUUGCUCUGGAAUCUUCCAUGCUUCCCUGCCUGGCCGAUUAUGAGUAUCCGGUUGAUCACCUGACUCUUCAAGCGCCAUUAAACGUUGCUCUGAGAAAAGACAGCGUGGUUUCCCUCAUUCUUGAGCGCCUUUAUCGCCCCGAAUGCGAUACCCACAAGAUCUUCAUGUCUUAUUCCGUCCUGGCGCACGCCAUCUUGGAGGACCAGGUCGAUAUCGUCAAACUGCUGCACAGGUAUGGCGCGGACAUUGAGGACUUGUCGCUGCAGGUUUUCGAGUACAGUGGCAAGCUGGUAGACCUGAAUCAUCAGAUCAGUGUGUUGCACCUGGCGAGCAGCGGUGCGAUGAUCGAGACCCUGUUGCAGCUUGCUCCCAACAUAGCUAUCGACAAAGACAAGUUCUUGCACACAGAGCCGCUACUCCUCUGGCACGUCGAGAGAGGUACAGACGUCCACGGGCUCCGCCGAUUAUUGGAGGCCGGCACUCAUGUGGAUGGGGCGCGUCCAGCAAAACGGCGAAUCCCAUUCUGUCAGUGUCAGGAGGGUGUGCUUCACGUCUUCCUAGAUCACGAAACACCGCUCGAAGCCGCCGUGUGGAACUUGGACCGAGAUGCCGUUGAGCUUCUGCUGGAGUGGGGAGCCUCUAUGGAGUCCCCGCCCACCCACGAAGGCGAACUAACCUGCCUGCAUGAAGUGGUCAAAUUGUUCCUCCUGGAACACAAACCGGAGCAUCUAGAAGUCAGCAAACAGAUCUUUCGUCUACUCCUCAACCGCGGCUUCGAUGUCAAUCGCGAGUACAUUGAGUGGACAGGAUACACACCGUACGGUACCCGCUCCCACCAACUGGCUGAAAACAGAGUCACCCUGGUACUAGAAGCGUUGAUCUACUACGUAUCGGCCGAGAUGUUUCAGUUUCUCCUUGACGCUGGAGCGGACCCCAACGCGCCAUUCCCAGGUCUACCAAUAGAGCAAAGCAAUCCUGUCCUGCUUGGCUUGUCGGCCGCGUCGGCAAGGCUGUACCCCACUGAUAUGACUGAGCAAGAAAGACUGUCACUACAAAUUGCGAAGCUCAAAGCAUUGGUCACCAAAAGAGCAGCUCCUCAUGGCGCCGACAGGGAGUUGAUGCUCAGGGUCGCUCUGGAAGUUUCAACACCGAGCAGACAGUAUCAAGUCUUGCGAGUCAUCUACGACGUGUUCGGCCCGUUCAGCGAGGAUACGACUCUGCUGGUGGAAGUUCUGCAUCGGGUUAAGAAGACCCCUGGUAUUCUUCACGAAGAUCGACAGAUGAUUGAGUUCCUCAUCCAGUCCGGAGCACCCGUUAACAGCACGAACGCAGAGGGGCAGACCGCGAUGCACAUUGCCUACUCCCUCUCGACAACAAGCCCUAUUCCCAGCGUACAAACAAACUCGGUACUGUACUGGGAUAUCGAUGAGCAGCAGGCCUUCGUACUGGGUUGGGCCUUGGGUACCUUUACUCUGGGCCAUGAUACUAUGGAUGGAUUCCUCUGUGAGCUCCUCCGUCAACCCGUGGAAUUAGAGAAACGACACCGGAAUGCGCUGGCAAUCUUCGACACAUUGAACCAGGGUGGAGCGGAUCAAAGUGUCUUGAACAACAAGCAGGAGACGCCAGCUAUGGAUGUCAGAAUUGCAAAAAGAAAAGAAGAAAGGUCACAUGCGCACAACGCCCUCUUCCCGUCAGAAGGACCUAGUCAACUGACUCGUAGCCAGUGCGAUGAGACGCGCCCGGAAUGCCUCGGUUGCGUGAGAAGAGGAGUCAAGUGCAGCGGCUACGAGCGCUCUGUGACUUUCAGGGACGUCACUACGCGGGCCGCCGAGUCUUCAAGGAAGUUUGAGGAGGCGAGGUGGGCAGCUCUACGUCUUGAGGAUGAACGAAGGAAACGACGCAGCCUCGGCUCAACUCAAGGAUCCGCAUCUGCCUCGCAGGAAGCAUCGAGGCCCGAAGAUGUCACAGAAUUACCGGCAAAACAAAGUUUGUCGACAACUCCGGCUCCAGCGCCGCUACCCCCAUGGCAAAUGACGAAUGCCGAUUGGCUCGCUGGAACUUUCACUUUGCCAUGGCCGCUUACCGACACUUUCGAUGGCUCUUCCUCGUUCCAAGAUGCAGCUCAACAACACCAGAGGACGGCCAAUCCAAGAAAUGGCUCGAGUGAAUCAGGGCAACCUCCAUCGCUCGAGAGCUCUGCCAACCGCUUGAUGUGGACAAGCGGAGAACCAAACAGUCAAACACCGGUCGUGGGAGCUCCGAGCCCUAUCUUGACGAAUGGUUGGGACGAGUUUCUCGUCACUGACGGUUCGUCUUCAGGGUCUUCCACGUCCGGGUCAUCUCCUUUAGGGGAACCGACUGUCGACUGCCAGUUGUCAAUACCUCUAGAGGAGGUUCUAAUUCAGCAUUUCGACAGGAACGUCCUCCCGUCCAUACCAGUUGCUCUCUCUUUCCCCAAGCUCUUCCGCCAGAGCAGCUGUUUCCAGUCUGCAGUACUGGCACUCUCCGCCAGUAACAUCAAGCUGACGCAACCAUUGCCCAUUGACCCGCUUGUCCUCCGCCGGGUAUGCGACGACAGCAGCAUCUGGAUCUACUACGACACAGCGGUGAAGGGGCUCCAAGCCCAGCUUCAGAAUGUGGGAAACCACCGCGGCGAGGAGCUCGCGGGUGCUGCCCUGCUGCUAGCGUACCACGAGCUGGAGGCCGGUACCGCUCGUGGUAUCUGGGACCACGCCGCCGGCCUCGAUGCCAUUGCUUCGAAGCUCGACUUCGCCGCGUCGUCAAUCCCCGACCUCUUUAAAGCCUGGCGUAUGCUAAGAUACGAUAUCCGAUUUACAAUGACACCGACACGGGCCACUUGCAACCCCGUGGACAGCUACGAUGUUUCGAGCCUCCUCGACCCGCAGCUGGCCAUCCGGGAUAUUUUGUCCAGGCUGCAUGGUAUGUAUGCACGUUACGCCAUGGAGGCCACAUUCAGCCAUGAUACCAGUGUCGAUGGCGGUAGCGCGUCGGAAAAGGUCGCCUUAUGGCUGAUGUCUGUCCUCGGGCGCGAGUGUGACCGCCGCAAUGUGAGGCUCAAGGACUUUUACAAGGAGAACUUGACACCGGAAACCAUUUUGCGGCAAUGCGACGUCUUCGCCCGUCGGCUGGACAACUGGCACAAGGGGCUCUGCGACCAAGACAUGCCGGUCGUCAAGCUCGGCACGGAUUCAGACGUGAUCAGCGGGGCCACGUUUGAGACCUUUGUCACCUACCGUUUCGCCAACGAGCGGAAAGCCCUCGAGUACAUGAUUUACCUCGUAUGCAGGAUGACCUGCACUUACCUGCGCUCUCUAUUCGAUCCAUCCGCUCAGUCGUCGGGUACGGAUGCCUUGGCUAAGGUCAUUCUUGGUAUCGUUUGCGGCAUGAACAUGCAGCAGCGGCAGCAGUUUACAAUUAUUCGCGUCGACGUCUUGCUCAGAAUGGCUGCAGGUCUAUCUGAAGGCACCAAUUUCAUAACCACCAUCCUUGACUAUCUGCUUCCGAGGCUGAUAUCUUCGGGUCUCACUGGGCCCGAUAUUGUUGCGUGGGUUUACUUGAAGUCGUCGUUGGAGCUCGAGCUGAGGGAGAGGAGAAAGGGCCGGGCCAUUCGAAUGACCAUCGAAGGAGUCGAAGAGGACUGUGAGUUGUGGCAGCUGGUGCACAGGCAUCCAGUCGCUGCCUUUGGGGACUACAAUGGGAAGGGUUACUUUAGGGAUUGCUAUGUCCUUGAGUGUCUCGGGUGA
Molecule: messenger RNA, 4002 nt
Organism: Colletotrichum orchidophilum
Lineage: Eukaryota; Fungi; Ascomycota; Sordariomycetes; Glomerellales; Glomerellaceae
Exons: 2
Coding region: 1-4002 (1333 amino acids)
Biological process (GO): positive regulation of transcription by RNA polymerase II
Cellular component (GO): nucleus
Molecular function (GO): protein binding; transcription cis-regulatory region binding; DNA-binding transcription factor activity, RNA polymerase II-specific
Source: RefSeq, a predicted model, not a curated record